AUGCACACUUCCCCCCCUUUUCUUACCCCAAUCUCGCCCUUCUCUCCUCCUCAGUGCAUAAUAAUGGCGGAGGAGGUGCUGCUGCUCAACUGGCGGAACUUCCAGGUGGCGCGGGUGGUGGAGGAGCUGAAGGCGCGCCUGCCACUGCACCUCAAUGCCGCAGGCCAGCAGGUGCUAGGGCAUGAGCUCAUCCCCCCUCUCACUCUCUCGCCCCCCUCAACCUCCCUUCCUGCUCCUGCAACCGUGGCUGCUGCUGCCGCACCCACCUCAGCAACUGCCACCUCAGCAGCUGCCACCUCAACAGCUGCCACCUCAGCAACCGCCACCUCAGCAGCUGCCAGCUCAGCAUCAGUGUCUGCCCAUGCUGCUGCAAGCAUUCCUCUACUCUCGUUUCCUCCCCCUCCACCCUCCUCUGCUGCUGCAGCUGCCAACCUUGCUGCUGCUGCCGCACCACCCACGCCCACCAUCUCACCACCGUUAUCAGCACCACAAGCAGCAGCGUCAGCAGCAGUAGCAGCAGCACCACCGCCAGCAGGAGCAGCACCAACAGCAGCAGCAGGUGCAACAACAGAGGGGUUGGGAGCAGCACCGAUGGAAGCGGGGGGCAUGGCGUGGCGAGGGCCUAACGCGCUGCCCUUUGAGUUCCGCGCUCUGGAGGUGUGCCUGGAGUCUGCCUGUGGAACCCUUGAUGCCGAGACCACCCGGGUGGAGCAGGAAGCCUAUCCAGCUUUGGACGAGCUGACGGCGUCCGUGUCAACGCUCAACCUGGAGAGGGUGCGGCAGAUUAAGAGCCGCCUCGUUGUCAUCUCGGGCCGCGUGCAGAAGGUUCGAGAUGAGCUAGAACAACUGUUGGACGACGACGAGGAUAUGGACGAGAUGUACCUCACAGACAAGCUGCUGCAGCAGCGGCAGCAGCAGCAGCAGCAGCAGGAGGAGGAGGAGAUGCGUGAGGAGGAGGAGAGGCAGCGCCUGCUGCACCUGCACCAGCAGCAGCACGUGCACGGACGGGCAGAGGAAACUUUCAGUUUUGAGGCUUACUUUGUGCAGAUUGAGGGCACACUCAACAAACUAUCAUCGCUACGAGAAUAUGUGGAGGACACGGAGGACUACAUAAACAUCAUGCUGGACGAGAAGCAGAACAGUCUGCUGCAGAUGAACGUGCUGCUCACCACCGCCACACUCUUCAUCUCCUUCUUCAUCGUCGUCACGGGCGUGUUCGGGAUGAACAUCGAGUGCUCGUAUUUCGACCCGGAGGUUCCGUCCAAUUACAACGUGUUCUAUUAUGUUGUGAUUGGGAGCACUGUAGCGUGUAUCGCGUCGUUUAUUCUGGCGGUGGUGUACAUGCGCAGUAGAGGGCUGAUUCCAUUUGGAGACGUCUUUGUCAUUCGAAGCACUGGCGGCACAACUGCUGCUGGUGGGCAAGUGCUGUCGUUUUCAGGCCGGCUGGAGGCAGCUGGGGCAGCUGAGCGCACAGAGGCAGUGGCAGGGGUGCUGCAGCGGCUGCGCGAGCAAGGCGUGGUGACUGGCUGGCGUAACGAGCUGUAUCCAGUCAGUGCCUCCUUCCAUGCACCACCAGCCUUUCUCAUCGAGCGAGCAGCAGCGCCUCUCUUCGGCACCAAGGCAUAUGGCGUGCACAUGAACGGCUACACACACCUGCCGUCCUCCUCCUCCUCCUCCUCCUCCUCCUCCUCCUCCUCCUCCUCUUCCUCCUCCUCUUCCUCCUCUUCCUCCUCUCUCCAUCUGUGGGUGGCACGGCGGUCCCCCUUAAAGCCCACGUUCCCCAACCAGCUGGAUCAUCUGGUGGCAGGCGGGCAGCCCCACGGCAUCAGCUGCAGGGACAACAUGAUCAAGGAGUGUGAGGAGGAGGCGGACAUUCCAAGGCACUUGGCAGAGAGGGCAGUGCCAGUGGGAGUGGUGAGCUAUGAGACAGUGACAGCAGCAAACACGCUCAAGAGGGACGUGCUCUUCUGCUACGACCUCCUGCUGCCACCCGAUUUCACUCCCAGGAACACAGAUGGGGAGGUAGCAGAGUUUUCCCUGCUGCCAAUUGAAGCUGUGGCUAAUAUCGUGGCCAACACUAAGGAGUACAAGGCGAACUGCAACCUCGUUAUUAUCGACUUCCUUAUAAGACACGGUAUGAUUUCUCCGGAUUCACAAGGCUAUCUCGACCUGCUGACUGGCCUUCGCCAAGGCUCCUGGGACUGGCUCCAUGUGAUCCCGUGCGAUCCCGUUCAACUCCUCGCUCAGAUAGAUGCGGCAGCACAGUCUAUAUGGCAGUGCCUGGGAACGGGGAUUCGUGUUCCCCACAGCAGCAGCCCCUUCCCUCUCACCAUCACCACCACCACCACCACCACCACCACCACCACCACCACCACCACCACCAUCACCAUCCCUCCCAUUCACAGCCGCAGCGUUGUCAAGCAGCACACUGUGGACCUCUUCUAG
Closterium sp. Yama58-4 is the source of this 2445-nucleotide messenger RNA. The record is from the annotation of a GenBank genome assembly. NCBI's taxonomy places the organism in Eukaryota, Viridiplantae, Streptophyta, Zygnematophyceae, Desmidiales, Closteriaceae.